This is a messenger RNA of Dermacentor albipictus, 2004 nucleotides long. RefSeq lists its product as uncharacterized. NCBI's taxonomy places the organism in Eukaryota, Metazoa, Arthropoda, Arachnida, Ixodida, Ixodidae. The record is from RefSeq and is a predicted model, not a curated record. Gene Ontology annotation, biological process: regulation of transcription by RNA polymerase II. Gene Ontology annotation, cellular component: RNA polymerase II transcription regulator complex. Gene Ontology annotation, molecular function: DNA-binding transcription factor activity, RNA polymerase II-specific; RNA polymerase II cis-regulatory region sequence-specific DNA binding.
AUGGUGCGCAACAGGUCGGCGGCGCGAGCCACUUGUUGCAUCGAGGGCUGCCCGCCGGCCGCCCUGCAGAUCGUCGCGCAGAUGCGGCUCUUGCACAACGUCAUGUCCGAAUACUGUCUCCAACCGUGCAGCACCAACCGGAACAUCAUGUUUGUCAAGACGAGGGAGCCCAUCACAGACGACGUAUUCAGCCCUGCUUCGUCACCCAAGCGACUCUGCCUUGAGAUCGAGUCCCGAACUUCCUGUGACGACGUGGACAAGAUAGCUCGCAUCAUCCUGACACCCACGCCGCCAUCUGAGUCCCCCGUGAAACGGCCACUCCAGGAUGUCACCCUCCGUCACAACAACAGCGGCAGCUCGUCACCAUCACUCCCACCAUCACCCGGCACACCUACCAAGUCCAGCGGUGACUUCUUGGGCAGCCCCUCAGACCCCAUGACGCCAACGGCUCGUCUCAAGCUGUUAUCCUGCCUGGCUGCAGAACGAUUGCCCUAUACGAGUGGCGAAAAUGGAGCGGACGACGAGCUCUCCAACCACAGCAGCAACUCUGAGAACCAGAAGCCGACCAGUCGGAAGGACAAGUCCCUCGGCUUGCUCUGUCAGGCGUUCCUGAGCCUUUAUCCUGAAUACACGAGUUCGUCGGACCACAUCAUCGUUUCCCUAGACGAAGUCGCCAAGCAUUUGGGCGUGGAGAGGCGGCGAGUGUACGACAUUGUCAACGUCCUCGAGAGUGUCGGCAUGGUGACCAAGGAGGCCAAGAACAAGUACCGCUGGUUCGGCAAGGGGGCAUUGCUGGAGACCUUGCCAAAGCUCAAGGCCCUCUCGGAGAAAAGCAACAUAGCAGGCCAAAUCCACUCGGUGAAGGACUUCGAGUUCAACCACUCCCUCGAGAUGAGCAGCCAGUUGUUUGUGGUGCCGUCCAACGAGGCCAUCAACUCGGGUCAGGUCACGGCAGCGUCCAUGACGGCCGACAACGGAGGAGGGAGCGGAGGAUCCGGCAUGGCCACCCUCCAGGACUUGGAACUGCGUCGAGAGAAGUCCAUGGGCAUCAUGAGUCAGCGCUUUCUCAUGCUGUUCCUGACAUCGCCGCCGAAAACAGUAAGCCUGGACUUGGCUGCCAAAGUACUCAUUGGUGACCCAACAGUCGACAAGACACAGUCCCUAGUCUACAAGACCAAGAUCCGACGGCUAUACGACAUCGCCAACAUCCUGACCAGCCUCGGUCUCAUCCGCAAAGUCACGGUGACCGAGUCCCGGGGCCGCAAGAGUGCUUUCAAGUACAUAGGCCCCGACAUUGGCUCAGCCAACACAGAGGAAGAUAUUCAAGUCCAGACGCAGUCACGGCACUCACUUGUCGCCACAGGAUUUUCAUUUAAGAGAAAUGCCCUGUCAAAAGACGAGAGUUCGAUGUCAAUGCCGCAGUCGCCGGGCUCUAAUGAAUGUACCGCACAAGUCCUGGAACUCCUGCAACAGACGCAAGAACGCUCCAAGCGUGGCUCAUCGCGGCUGAUGCGGACGCACAGCGACGACAUUUCGGCGCCCACCCGGAAGAGCCGCCGCGGACCCCAGUUGGCCUCGACGGCGACACCUGCGUCAACUGCAAAGACCCUGGUGCGGCACGCCAGCUUCCACGACAUCUGUGAGGUCGCCGAGAUGGAGCGGCGGCGUCUGUACUCGGAGGAGGAGGAGAACCAACGGGACCUGUCCACCCACGACGCGCCGGUUGGCAACGACAAUGGCGCAGCUGGCCCGGACAAGUCUCCUGGUGGUGCAGAACCGGGAGUCGAUGGAGCUUCCCCAAGCGAAGUGCCUACAUCCGAUGUUGAACAGGCUGAAGCCAAGAAGAGCGAGCCAAGUGCGGAGUCGCACGUGAUCACCCUGUCGGAAGAGCAGUACACCAGUCUGCUGCAGUCGCUGAAUUUGCCGAUCCAUUCCAAGCCAAUCAUCAGCAUCCAGCAGGAGAAGGCAAAGAAGGCUGAGCCACCCUGGAGUACCUUCAUCUAG